Molecule: messenger RNA, 5019 nt
Organism: Carassius gibelio (silver crucian carp)
Lineage: Eukaryota; Metazoa; Chordata; Actinopteri; Cypriniformes; Cyprinidae
Product: transportin-1-like
Biological process (GO): protein import into nucleus
Cellular component (GO): cytoplasm; nucleus
Molecular function (GO): nuclear import signal receptor activity; small GTPase binding
Source: RefSeq, a predicted model, not a curated record
GGGGUCACAUGUAGGGUUUCCCCGCCAUCCGGCGACUCGACAGGCGCUAGGACCCGGCCGGUGCAGAAGAGGCUUAUCGCUGUCGAUGUGCGGUGAUCCGAGAUCAGACCGAUCGAGUCCAUGUAUGUCAGCUGGUCUAGCGUCACCAACAACACAACGCCCUCGAAACACGCUCGUUUUCUCACGGCCCUCAGCAAACUCUCGCAAAAGCGUUUUCCCCAUCUUUCACUAGAUAACAGCCGGCUUUGAAGCUGAAAGACAAGGUGGAGGCAUUAGAUCUGUACGCCUACAGAGAGAGAGAGGCUCCAGCCAUACAAGAUGGAGUGCAAAUGGAAACCAGACGAACAGGGACUUCAGCAGAUCUUACAGCUGCUCAAGGAAUCACAGUCCCCCGACACAUCCACGCAACGAUCCGUCCAACAAAAACUUGAGCAGCUCAAUCAAUACCCGGACUUCAACAACUACCUAAUAUUUGUGCUCACAAAGCUAAAGUCAGAAGACGAGCCCACUCGGUCUCUCAGUGGUCUCAUUUUGAAAAACAACGUUAAGGCCCAUUACCAGAACUUCCCAAACGGCGUGUCUGACUUCAUCAAAAAUGAGUGUCUGCAGAACAUUGGAGUGCUCAUUAGAGCCACAGUGGGUAUUCUGAUCACGACUAUAGCCUCUAAAGGAGAGUUACAGAACUGGCCGGAGCUUCUACCUAAACUCUGUUUACUGCUGGACUCAGAGGACUAUAACACUUGUGAAGGGGCUUUUGGAGCCCUGCAAAAGAUCUGUGAGGACUCUGCUGAGAUCCUGGACAGUGACAUGCUGGACCGCCCUCUUAACGUGAUGAUCCCCAAGUUCCUGCAGUUCUUCAAGCACAAUAGCCCCAAAAUCAGGUCUCAUGCCAUUGCCUGUGUCAACCAGUUCAUCAUCAGCAGAACACAGGCCCUGAUGCUGCACAUAGAUCCUUUCAUUGAGAACCUGUUUGCACUGGCAGGUGACGAGGAGCCCGAAGUGAGGAAGAAUGUGUGCAGAGCUUUAGUCAUGCUUUUGGAAGUCAGAUUAGACCGUCUCCUUCCUCACAUGCACAACAUCAUUGAGUACAUGUUGCAGAGGACACAAGAUCAGGAUGAAAAUGUCGCUCUGGAGGCCUGUGAAUUCUGGCUCACACUCGCUGAGCUGCCUGUGUGUAAAGAGGUCCUGUGUGGACACCUCCCCAAAUUGAUACCAGUUCUUGUGAGUGGAAUGAAAUACUCUGAGAUUGACAUAAUCCUGUUGAAGGGUGAUGUCGAGGAGGACGAAGCAAUCCCAGACAAUGAGCAGGACAUUCGCCCGAGGUUCCAUCGUUCACGCACUGUGGCCCAACAACACGAUGGGGGAGAAUCCAUUGAGGAAGAGGAGGACGAUGAAGAUGACCUGGAUGAUGAUGAAACCAUUUCAGAUUGGAACUUGAGGAAAUGUUCUGCAGCUGCACUAGAUGUCCUGGCGAAUGUUUUCAGAGAUGAUUUGCUGUUGCAUAUUCUUCCUUUACUGAAAGAACUGCUGUUCCAUCCAGAGUGGCUUAUUAAAGAGUCGGGCAUACUUGUACUGGGAGCCAUUGCUGAAGGCUGUAUGCAGGGGAUGAUCCCUUACUUGCCAGAGUUGAUUCCUCAUCUGGUACAGUGUCUGUCUCAUAAGAAGGCACUGGUUCGAUCCAUCACUUGCUGGACUCUGAGCCGCUACGCACACUGGGUUGUUAGCCAGCCCCCCGACAUCUACCUCAAACCACUCAUGACUGAACUACUCAAACGGAUACUAGACAGCAACAAGCGUGUCCAAGAGACCGCCUGCAGUGCCUUUGCUACCCUUGAAGAGGAGGCUUGCACUGAGCUGGUGCCGUACCUUGCUUUUAUUUUGGACACGUUGGUCUUUGCUUUCAGUAAAUACCAGCACAAGAACCUUCUCAUCCUCUAUGAUGCCAUUGGGACUCUGGCUGACUCUGUGGGCCAUCAUCUCAACAAACCAGAAUAUAUUCAGAUGCUGAUGCCUCCAUUGAUUCAAAAAUGGAACCAGCUAAAAGAUGAGGAUAAAGAUCUCUUUCCCUUACUGGAGUGUCUCUCGUCUGUGGCCACCGCCCUGCAGAGCGGCUUCCUGCCAUACUGUGAACCUGUCUACCAGCGCUGUGUCAGCCUGGUCCAGAAAACACUCGCCCAGGCUGUGCUCCACCAGAGUCAGCCUGAGUUGUAUGAAGCUCCUGAUAAAGAUUUCAUGAUUGUGGCCCUGGAUCUGCUCAGCGGAUUAGCAGAGGGUCUUGGAGGGAACAUAGAACAGCUAGUUGCCCGCAGCAGCAUCCUCACUCUCAUGUACCAGUGCAUGCAGGAUAAAAUGCCAGAGGUCCGACAGAGUUCUUUUGCUCUUUUGGGAGAUCUGACCAAAGCCUGCUUCCAGCAUGUCAAACCUUGCAUUGCGAACUUCAUGCCUAUCUUGGGCACGGACCUGAACCCAGAAUUGAUAUCAGUCUGCAACAAUGCAACAUGGGCCAUUGGAGAAAUAUCCAUUCAGAUGGGUUCUGAGAUGCAGCCGUAUGUCCCGGUGGUUUUACAGCAGCUUAUGGAGAUCAUAAAUAGACCCAGCACACCCAAGACACUGCUGGAGAAUACAGCAAUAACAAUUGGUCGUCUUGGUUACGUUUGUCCUCAAGAGGUGGCACCCAUGCUACAGCAGUUUAUAAGACCCUGGUGCACCUCUCUACGCAAUAUAAGAGACAAUGAAGAGAAAGACUCUGCGUUCAGAGGAAUCUGCACCAUGAUCACGGUCAACCCUGGUGGUGUGGUGCAGGACUUUAUAUUUUUCUGUGAUGCUGUUGCAUCCUGGAUGAACCCAAAAGAUGAUCUUCGAGAAAUGUUCUAUAAGAUCUUGCAUGGGUUUAAGAACCAGGUUGGAGAUGAGAAUUGGAGACGCUUUUCUGACCAGUUUCCCCUUCCACUCAAAGAAAGACUAGCAGCCUUCUAUGGGGUGUAGAUGUUAUCUGAUUGAAGAGCUUAUUCACUAUGGGAGAGGAUGGGAACCUCUGAUACCCAGGGCAUAAUGUUGCCCUUUUCCUGGGGGGAAGGGUGGUCUAGCAGGGGUAGGAGCCAUACAGCCCACCGGACCCCUGUAGACAGGGUUGGAGUGAAGUGUUAGCUAAGGGAACUAGUCAACGACACCUUGCCAAGCCAAACCAAAAUAGGGAGGAAAGCUUUUUCAUCAUGUUAUAACAAUCAGCCAUGAUGGCAAAAACAAAAUACAUUGUUAACAUUCAUUCACUAGGGCACUUAAUGUAACGGGACAUCCAGUGGUAAAAAAAACAAAAAACAAUGAGACGAAGAUAAGGUAACACAAUGUAACUCUAGAAAUGCAAGUCCUUUCAUAUCAUUGAUAGUGAAAUGGUUUUGAUCUUUGCCAUUUGUUUUGGAUCAGCGGUGAUGCAACGAUAAAGGAAAACAAAUCUGAAUAACUGCAUACUUUUCUGUCUUGGUAAAUGAAGUUGGUAUGCACAAAUUGAGAGGUAAGGCUGCAUAUUAACGCAGUGAAGAUGGUUGAAUGGUGCAAACAUCUGCUCUGUCGAGUUACACUUUCUGAUCUCCAGCGUGGCUUGACAUGGAUCCAAACUAGUGAACCCUAAACACAUUUUUUUGUUCACAUUUGAAACAUACAUCAGCGAUUUCUUUUUGCUUAGUUUGCUCAGAGCAUGAAUUUGAAGAUGCUUGUGAUAUCUUUUUUUUGGUACUGAUCGGGUUAAUCUGUAUGUUCAGUUGUAUGAUUUUGUGUAUGUUGGUGGCCCAAUUAGCGAUAAGUUUUUCUAGCACCCCUCAUACAGACUAGAUUUGAUUGUGUUCUGUCCACACAAACACAACAUACAAGAGGUGACGUGUUUUCAAUCCACAUAUUGCUUUUGUGACUUGGUUUAUUUAGUUAUGUCACCUCCUGCUUGAGGUUUAAAUAACAUCAGUGUGUUGUGUGUGAUCCUGGACACUUCCGUGCUUGUGGAGGCAGUUUUUGUGUCCCUCAUGUGAAUAGUAGCAAGCCUUGAAAGUUGGUUCUUACAACUACAAGAUAAGUUCUGGAUUCAAACCGAACCAGCUGAGAUUUCAAACCUUUCAGGAUGUAAGGAGUUUUUCUAUUUUUUUUUAAAUUAAUUUAGAUCUGAACAUCAUGGGGUACUGUCAGGUGUUUGUGAGUCUGUGUUGUGUUGGUGUAUUUCUGCACUGUUUUUAUUUUCUUCAGGUUAUCUGUCACAUUCCAGCUGUUUUGCAUUUGUAACCAAUAAGAAAGGAGAUUGUUCUGACAAAAAAAAAAAAAAAAAAAAUGAAAAGAACAAACAAAGAAACAUGAUGUAGGCAGAUAUUAUGAAUGUUAAGUGUGCCGUCUUACACUAAUGAAUGCUGCUAUGUGUUGUAAUUUUCUACUUGAAUAUUUUAUGUUGUAGAGACAUCAGGAGGUAUGUUUAACUUUUUUUUUCUUUGCUGUGUUUUUUUAAGUUUUUAUUUUUUAUGAAUCCCUCUCUCCGCUGUUCAGGCUCCCAUGUUUUAUAAUAAUAAUAGAGCCAUUCCCUGUAACCCAUUCAGCUGCUAGUGAAUAUCCUUUCUAAUGGUCAUAUUUUUGUCACUAUCUCCAUGUAAAAGAAUGUAAAACCUUUUUUUUUUUUAUUAUUAGAGGAGAUGGACACUUAAAUAGGAUACAUCAUGUGGGAUAAAAUGGAAGUAACUGGGCCUUAUAUAUGUGAACAUUUGUUAUUUAUAAAAUAUAAAUGCAGUAUGUACUGUACCACCUUGAAGUUUUUCAGGGGUUAAAUACGGCCAUGAGACUUGGAGAUUGCACAGUAAUGAAUCUAAUGGUUUUACUUUUUUAAUGGUUUAAUUUUGUUGUUGUUGUUGUUGUUAUUGUUGUCUUUUCUUUAUGUGAAGUACAAAAUGUAAAAAUCGAAAUAUUGUGUCCCCACCCCAGACUGCACCUGUCUAGUUCUAUGUGUGGAAAUCAAGAAAAUGUUAUAAUGAAGUCAAAUUUUGCUCAAAA